Molecule: messenger RNA, 1954 nt
Organism: Symphalangus syndactylus (siamang)
Lineage: Eukaryota; Metazoa; Chordata; Mammalia; Primates; Hylobatidae
Gene: GCGR
Product: glucagon receptor
Biological process (GO): cell surface receptor signaling pathway; adenylate cyclase-activating G protein-coupled receptor signaling pathway
Cellular component (GO): plasma membrane
Molecular function (GO): peptide hormone binding; glucagon receptor activity
Source: RefSeq, a predicted model, not a curated record
UCCUGGCUGGGCGGUCCUCCCCCCAGGGACUCAGGUUCAGAGGGGCAGCUUAAGGGGAGGAUACCCCACUGGCCAGGAUUCCCCAGGCUCUGCCGCUCUGCCACUCAGCUGCCCUCAGAGGAGUGUGCACACCCACCAAGACUGCAUUGCCCCAGCCGUGCAGCCCCUGCCAGAUGUGGGAGGCAGCUAGCUGCCCAGAGGCAUGCCCCCCUGCCAGCCACGCCGACCCCUGCUGCUGUUGCUGCUGCUGCUGGCCUGCCAGCCACAGGCCCCCUCCGCUCAGGUGAUGGACUUCCUGUUUGAGAAGUGGAAGCUCUACGGUGACCAGUGUCACCACAACCUGAGCCUGCUGCCCCCUCCCACGGAGCUGGUCUGCAACAGAACCUUCGACAAGUAUUCCUGCUGGCCGGACACCCCCGCCAAUACCACAGCCAACAUCUCCUGCCCCUGGUACCUGCCUUGGCACCACAAAGUGCAACACCGCUUCGUGUUCAAGAGAUGCGGGCCCGACGGUCAGUGGGUGCGCGGACCCCGAGGGCAGCCUUGGCGUGACGCCUCCCAGUGCCAGAUGGAUGGCGAGGAGAUUGAGGUUCAGAAGGAGGUGGCCAAGAUGUACAGCAGCUUCCAGGUGAUGUACACGGUGGGCUACAGCCUGUCCCUGGGGGCCCUGCUCCUCGCCUUGGCCAUCCUGGGGGGCCUCAGCACGCUGCACUGCACCCGCAACGCCAUCCACGCGAACCUGUUUGCGUCCUUCGUGCUGAAAGCCAGCUCCGUGCUGGUCAUUGAUGGGCUGCUCAGGACCCGCUACAGCCAGAAGAUUGGUGACGACCUCAGUGUCAGCAUCUGGCUCAGUGAUGGAGCGGUGGCUGGCUGCCGUGUGGCCGCAGUGUUCAUGCAAUAUGGCAUCGUGGCCAACUACUGCUGGCUGCUGGUGGAGGGCCUGUACCUGCACAACCUGCUGGGCCUGGCCACCCUCCCCGAGAGGAGCUUCUUCAGCCUCUACCUGGGCAUCGGCUGGGGUGCCCCCAUGCUGUUCAUCAUCCCCUGGGCGGUGGUCAAGUGUCUGUUCGAGAACGUCCAGUGCUGGACCAGCAAUGACAACAUGGGCUUCUGGUGGAUCCUGCGGUUCCCUGUCUUCCUGGCCAUCCUGAUCAACUUCUUCAUCUUCGUCCGCAUCGUUCACCUGCUCGUGGCCAAGCUGCGGGCGCGGCAGAUGCAUCACACAGACUACAAGUUACGGCUGGCCAAGUCCACGCUGACUCUCAUUCCCCUGCUGGGUGUCCACGAAGUGGUCUUCGCCUUCGUGACGGACGAGCACGCCCAGGGCACCCUGCGCACUGCCAAGCUCUUUUUCGACCUCUUCCUCAGCUCCUUCCAGGGCCUGCUGGUGGCUGUCCUCUACUGCUUCCUCAACAAGGAGGUGCAGUCGGAGCUGCGGCGGCGUUGGCACCACUGGCGCCUGGGCAAAGUGCUACGGGAGGAGCGGAGCACCAGCAACCACAAGGCCUCAUCUUCGCCCGGCCGCGGCCUUCCCAGCAAGGAGCUGCAGUUUGGGAGGGGUGAUGGCAGCCAGGAUUCAUCUGCGGAGACCCCCUUGGCUGGUGACCUCCCUAGAUUGGCUGAGAGCCCCUUCUGAACCCUGCUGGGACCCCAGCUAGGGCUGGACUCUGGCACCCAGAGAGCGUAGCUGGACAACCCAGAACUGGACGCCCAGCUGAGGCUGGGGGAGGGGGAGCCAACAGCAGCCCCCACCUACCCCCACCCCCAGUGUGGCUGUCUGCGAGAUGGGGCCUCCUCUCCCUGCACCUGCCCUGUCCCUGGCUCAGGGGCGAGCAGAGGAGUACAGGGCAGGGGUGCGGGCUGUGCCGUGAAAUGCACGCCAGCGUCCCCACGUAUGUCGGCACGUCCCGUGUGCGUGGAAAUGUCCUCCAACAAUAAAGAGCUCAAGUGGUCA